Mugil cephalus (flathead mullet) is the source of this 2923-nucleotide messenger RNA. It is a transcript of the gene htr7c, whose product is annotated as 5-hydroxytryptamine (serotonin) receptor 7c. The record is from RefSeq and is a predicted model, not a curated record. The transcript is spliced from 2 exons. Gene Ontology annotation, molecular function: G protein-coupled serotonin receptor activity; neurotransmitter receptor activity. Gene Ontology annotation, biological process: smooth muscle contraction; chemical synaptic transmission; circadian rhythm. NCBI's taxonomy places the organism in Eukaryota, Metazoa, Chordata, Actinopteri, Mugiliformes, Mugilidae. Gene Ontology annotation, cellular component: dendrite; plasma membrane. The coding region runs from base 349 to 1554 and encodes 401 amino acids.
CUCCUCAACUAGUCUAUAUUUGUCGGGUGAUGUACCGAGAAGCUUGAGCAUCAAGAGUACUUGCAUUUAAAUUCUACAACUUUUUGUCAUUUCACAUAGCAGAACUUAUGUUUCUUUCUAUGGAUGGGCCACAUAUCCAUUCAGCACCUUUUUAAAAGGAUCAUUCAAAAACAGAAACAAGAACCCCGCAGUGAGUUGUUGGGAACUCCGAUGAGGUGCAGCUGCGACACAUCCAUCCAAAACCUCUGGACAGGAGCCGAGAGCAUUUGAUACACAUCCAAAUAUGCGCGCAAUUGGAGAGCAGUGGCGAGGCGUCCCUUGCACCACCAUCGGAAUAACCCUGUCGUGAUGUACAAUACUUCGGGAAUUGAUCACACUCUUAAUAGAAAAGACGAUAUUUCUGAAGUUAUCAAUGGCACUCUGCAGCUCCUCUACAACGUCCUCGUCACCAUCAGCCCCACAACUAUGUGGAACGAGUCGUGCGGGGAGCAGCUGCUGGACUUCGGCCGUCCGGAGAAGAUUAUUAUCGGGGUGAUGUUGGCAAUUAUCACCGCCGUCACCGUGAUGGGAAACACGCUCGUGGUGAUCGCGGUGUGCGUGGUGAAGAAACUGAGACAACCCUCAAACUACCUUCUGGUGUCGUUAGCGGUGGCGGACCUUUCAGUGGCCAUAGUUGUGAUGCCAUUUGUUAUAGUGACAGACCUCACCGGGGGCAAGUGGCUUUUUGGGGAGGUGUUCUGCAACAUCUUCAUUGGCAUGGAUGUAAUGUGCUGCACUGCCUCCAUCAUGACCCUGUGUGUCAUCAGUGUGGACAGGUACCUGGGGAUCACACGCCCUCUCACCUAUCCAGCCAGGCAGAAUGGGCAGCUGAUGGCCAAGAUGAUCCUGGGAGUAUGGCUGGUAUCAGCAUCAAUCACCCUGCCACCUUUCUGUGGCUGGGCCAAAAACGUCCACACAGCCGGUGUGUGCCUCAUUAGCCAAGACUUUGGCUACACCAUCUAUUCCACAGCCGUAGCCUUUUACAUCCCUAUGCUGGUCAUGUUGGUCAUGUACUAUAAAAUCUUCAGGGCAGCUCGCAAAAGCGGCGCCAAGCAUCGCUUCACCAACCUUUCACGCCGAGGGCGCCUCGAAACGGUGGCUAAUGAGGCAUUGCGCAUGCAGGGACUGAAGCCGCCUGGUGUGGCGGAGGAGUGUGUUGCCUUGUCCCGCCUCUUGAACCACGAGCGCAGAAACAUCUCCAUCUUCAAGCGCGAGCAGAAAGCAGCCACAACUCUGGGGGUGAUCGUGGGUGUCUUCGCUGUGUGCUGGCUGCCGUUUUUCAUCCUGUCCACUGCCAGGCCGUUUAUCUGCGGAGUGGAGUGUAGCUGUGUGCCCAUAUGGCUGGAGCGCACAUUGCUGUGGCUGGGCUACGCCAACUCCCUAAUGAACCCCUUCAUCUACGCCUUCUUCAAUCGAGAUCUGCGCUCCACUUACCGCGACCUUCUCCGCUGCCGUUACCGUAACAUCAAUCGUCGUCUGUCUGCUGUUGGCGUGCAUGAGGCGCUCAAGGUGUAAAGCUGUGCUGUUUAGCUGCAUUUAUUGUGGGGAAUGGUGGUCCUGAGCUUGUACUUAGAGUGGCUUUCUCCACACCUUCAGUUUUGGCAACUUAGUCCUCAAAACCACUCAAAGACACCUGCCCUGCCAUUGCAAGGCCAUUAGGGUAUGGAUGAACGUAACAGUGGCUCUACUGGCCCCUUUGCAAAGGCAUAGAGGCAUCAUGAUCACUUCAGUGUGUGCGUGACUCAGUCACUCUAUUUCUGGAGAAGGAAAUCAUAGGGCGUACUUGAUGGGUUAUUCAAGUCAACUCUGCUUUUGUGCAUAUGCCACAACUCCGUCCUGGGUCUGGAUUAAUGGUGGCAUAAUGCAGCCAAAAAGUGACAAAAUGACAUGUUAAUACAAUCAAUCAAUCAGUCAUCCGAAGGCUUUCAAAGAGAACGAAAAAACAAAAAGAAAUCUGUAUAUUAGCGAAAAAUUAUGAUGGUGAUGGUGAAAAUGGUGAUAUUUGUUUUUUGUUCUAAGAAUCUUUAACUAAAUGUGUAUUUUAGCACAUCCCUGAUUAUUUUCAAACAGGAGGUGAACACUGAUCAGUAUUGUGAUUUGUGACGAGCUUAAAUAUUAUUUCUGACACUGUAUCUCCAGCUGUAGCUUUCAAUUAGGUCCUCAUUACCAGGAGCACCUUAAAUGUUUCACAAAUGUGUAAAAUCUGGUGACAGUAAGGAGAGCUGGAAACGGUGUUGCAACAUGAACAGAGCCUCCUGUAUUCAUAGAAUUUCUGUGUUCAUUGUGAUAAAAUAGACUGAAAGUAGUUUGUUUAGUGUCUGCAUGAAGCAUAUCUGUCAUACCUGCCACUGUACACAUAAAUCAGACAGUGAAAUUGAACAGUGAUUAACAGAUUUACCAAAACACUGUAUUGCACACCUGACUGUAUUGGACAGAAUCAGUGGACUUCUGGUCACCCCCUUUUUUAUUGUUUGCAUUGCAUUUCCAUUCGGCUCAUUACGCUUGACAGAUUGACCUUUUCACUUUAAGAACUGACAUGACCUUGUGACUCUUCUUCUUUUGUUUCAAUCUCCCUUUUGAUUCAGGAUGCGGUCAUUCCUCUCAAGAUGACACUUGUAUUGGACUCUACAGCGAACCCGUGUCAAAAGUCAUCAGUCGAGCAGCGUGUGCUUUUUCUACCUCGAUUUUUUGAGAAUACUGUACACUUCAGAUACCACUGUAUCAUUUUGUAAUUAACUGCAUUUUUUUUAUUGUGUAAAAUCAAUCUAUAUAUACGACUGUGUGUGAGUGCUCUGUGUGACCUCUUUGUCAUCAUCUUGAGAAACAAGCUGGGGAAUUGGCAAGGUAUUUCAUCACUUUGUAAAUAAAGAAGGACUUAAAAUGU